GGUUUCCAUACUUGGGUUCGAAACUAUAGUAAGAUUUGUUGUGCAUGAUUUCGCACGAAUAUCGGUUGCUUCUUUGGAACGUAACAAGUAAUGGAUGGAAAUUCAAAGAAUGUUCCCGGAGAACGUCUUCCGAGUUGCAAUUCAAAUAAGAGUCCUUCCGCCCUAUCUUAAACGAAUCUCAUCAUGUCUCAUGCCCGCUUCCUGGGCCGUCUCUCGGAAUCUCCACAACGCGCAAAGACUAAUCAUACCCAUUUUUGAAGAGCGCAGGCGAAUGGAAAUAAUUAACGAUCCAGAUUAUAAACCAAUAAAUGAUUUUCCACAGUGGUUGAUGGAUGAGGCUUGGAACGAACGGGAUGGGCAACCGGCAGAGCUAGUUCAUAGACUGCUUGUUUUGAGGUUGGCGUCUGUUCACACAACUUCUAUAACGGCAACUCAGGUUCUGUAUGACAUUAUAGCUCAUCCAAAAUACCUCGAACCGCUCCGAGAAGAGACCUUACAGGCUCUAAAGGAGGAUGGCGGUUGGCAGAAGACGACGCUCACAAAAAUGAGAAAGCCUGACAGUUUCAUGAAAGAGUCACAAAGAUUAAACGGUCCCAGUCUUAUUGGCUUCAAACGUGCUGCAAUGGAAGAUAUAAAGCUUUCUGACCGCACGAUACUUCCAAAGGGUGUUCAUAUGGUAGUGCCUGUUGUGCCGAUUAUUCUCGAGUCUGUAACACCCGAUCCAGGUGUUUUCCAGGGCUUGCGCUUAUAUUACGAGGGGCAAAAGCCAGGACAAAGCAACCUUCAUCAAUUCGCCAUGACUGAUAAGAAUAACAUGCAUUUCGGUCAUGGAAAAUACUCCUGUCCAGGCAGAUUUCUUGCAGCACAUGCCAUCAAAAUUCUGAUUGCUCAUCUUAUUCUCAAUUACGAUUCCGAAUUUCCAGAAGGCAAAUCUCGGCCAGGAAAUUUGUUAGCUCAUGAGUGUUGUUUCCCAGACCCUACAGCACGUAUAUUAAUGAAGGAACGAGAGAGCCCUUGGAGCAUAUGAUUCUUCUUCACUUUUUAACUGUCAUGCCAAUUUCUCUUGCCGCUUACAUACGGUUGGAGGAUAAACUAACCCUUAAAAUUGAAUGGUUUUAAUUCUUCUAUCUAGAUUUGACAUUCACGUACCUGGGAACCCGUGCUUUUGGGGAUUCGGUCCAACUCAACUUUGGAAAAAAUGAAGGAUUUUUAUUCGUGCCUUCUCACUCAUAUAUCUACAUUAAGAGUAGAUUUAAUGCCCAACAGCAAGCCUUGACUGCGUAUAUUAACCAUUUAACUCUAUAAUAUUUUGCCUGAAGAGGCAGUUCCAACGGCUCUACUUUCCUAUUUCA
This is a messenger RNA of Botrytis cinerea B05.10, 1352 nucleotides long. RefSeq lists its product as hypothetical. Gene Ontology annotation, molecular function: iron ion binding; oxidoreductase activity, acting on paired donors, with incorporation or reduction of molecular oxygen; heme binding. The coding region runs from base 110 to 1027 and encodes 305 amino acids. NCBI's taxonomy places the organism in Eukaryota, Fungi, Ascomycota, Leotiomycetes, Helotiales, Sclerotiniaceae. The transcript is spliced from 2 exons. The record is from RefSeq and is a predicted model, not a curated record.